AUUUGUUUUGUUUAUUGUUAUCUAAUUAACGAACUUUGUCAUUUUUUAAGAAAUUGUACUAAGAUUGUAAAACAACUUUUUCCAAUCAAUAGGUUAUGAAACUAUACCAUAUUUAAUCCGGUCUUGGAAGGAAAAAAACUAAUCCAUUACUUUAAUGGUCUCGAUAUAUGAUAAAAGUUGUAAAAUUUGAAAUAUGGUCAAGAUAUAGCAUAUAUAGUUGAUUUUAUUCAUGAUGGUGGAUAAUUGUUGACUGUUGGGGAUAUUGUUGAAGAGAAGCCGGUAGGAGAUAGCAGUCAUUGGAAGUACAAAGUAGAAAUAAAUAAAUUUAUUUAUUUUCUUUGUGCCAAUUAUUUAUGAAAGAAGUUAUUUGUAUUUUGCUUAGCUGUUAAUAUUAUCAAUAUUUCUUUCAGUUAUUUUCGUAAUUUUCCAUCAUGUGUAAUAGUCGAAAAUCAAUGGAAGAAUAUUACACAAUCAUUUAUAAGAAGCAGUAUUCUUUGUUCUGGGCUACAGUCAAUAUGGCAUGUAUGCUACUGACCCCAUAUAUCAUGUCAGUUACACGUUUGGGGAGUCAUUAUACAAGCAUCGUUAUCUGUUUCUUUUUCUUGGCUAACAUAAUUUAUCACCUGUGUAUCAUUUUCCAUUAUCGAAAGAAGCCCUGGGAUUUGUAUUUUAAUACUUCUGCUGAAAAUAAUGAAACAAACAUAGGGGGCAGGAAACGAAAAUGGUCAUGGGUCAAUAUAGUAGACCGUUCAAAGUUGAAAGAACAAGAAGCUAAGAUUUCCACUCCAGAAAAUAAUUUUGAAUCAAGUCUCUUAACUAUUAAUGGGGAUACAAAACAGAAAUCAUCAUGGGCCAAUAUAGUAGAUCGUUCAAAGUUGAAAGAACAAGAAGGUAGGAUUUCUACUCCAAACUCUUCAGAAAAAUAUUUUGACACUAGUUUCUCAACUGUUGGUGGAUCAGACAGCAUGUACCUUUCAUUUGAAGAACCUCAGGACUUGAUGUCUGUGUCUUACAAGUAUGAAGUUGGUGUUCUAGUUACUUCUUCCAGACUAUUUAUCAAGCCAUGUGGAUGCCAAGUUCUUGACUGGAAGUGCCGUCUGUGUCCAUUUAGAGUCUACCCAAUUGAAUAUUUUAAGUCCUGGUUUUGGUAUCCCAUUCAAUAUGCUCCAAAAGAGUGCAUGGAGUGUGGGGAAUCUUGCUUGGCUACUGAAGCGGAAUUCAGAAAAUUUGAUGCAAUCUCUUACCCACUUCAUCUCUGUGACUGUAAAUGCAGAUAUUGUGUGUACGCUGAUAAGUAUCCUUUAAAGCCACGCACCAAUCUGCUUCCCGAUGAUUGUCACUGUUUGUGUAUAUGUAGCAAGUGCCGAGUGAUCGAGGAAUUGAUACAAGGUCUGGAACCUCACGAAAAACUGGAAACUCCAGAUGAAGACUUAGAAACUUCAGCUUGGUGUGAUCUUUCUGAAGAAGAGAAGUAUUUUCAAGUUUGGUCUCCACCUCAAACUUGUAAUAAAAAAAGUUCUGUUGCUAUUUUAAAAAAUCUAGUGCAUCAAUUUUGUCCGCCAGGUGACACAUCUUAUUCAAGGAAUAGAGAUAGUAGAAUUUUACAGAUAAAUAAUGAGUUAUGGAAAUCAUUUGGAGUGAAUCCAUUAAAUUUAGUUAAAUGGACUUCUAAUCUUAGAAAAUGGAUUUCAACUACUAUUCUUAAUAGAAUUGUUGAAGAAAUGAACAGGAUUGAUGAUGACUUAAUAGCUCAAGGAUUGACAUUAGUAUCCAUAGGCAAUGUUGGUUAUGAAACUAUUAAAGCCACUGCUUUUUCAGAACUUAUAAGAAAAAAUGUUCCAUCUCUUUUGCUGUUAUUGCCAUAUCUUGAAAUUACUUCUAAUCAACAAUAUAUUAUGCAGAGAAUACGAGAGCUUGCAGAGGGCAGUACAAUGCGAGACUUUGAUGGUCAAAGUGGUGGAAAAUUUAAUGAUAUUCCUUGGGAUGCACAUUUACCUUCGGAUGCUGAGCUAAUAAUGCAUCUGAUGGUUACUUAUUUUGAUGCUAAGUUGCCACCUUUGAUUAGCGAACCAUUAAGAAGACCAUUUUCUACUCAAUACUUUGUUGAGUCACCAAAAAAGCCUACUCAAACAGAACUUGCGAUUUACCAACAAGGAAGUCGUCCUCCAUACUACCAGCUAAUAGUAAAUGGUGAAAUUCAUCAAUUACCUCCUGGUAGCAAUAAUGUGUUAUAUGCUUUGCUUCUGUUUAUUCAUUGCAUUAAAAUCAAUCAUGAUGGAAUGCUUGGAAGGAUCAAUCUUGGUCCUGCUGGACUUAAUAUGCUUUGGAUUGUGGAAGAUACAACAAGAAUAUAAAGGAUUUGUUAAUCUAGCAUAAUCUCUUUUUGUUUAUGUCCAUGUUAGUAAUAUUUUAGAUCUAACCAUUUCUAGAUCAAGAUUCUAUGUUUUUAUGAUUCUUUUUACUCAUUAAUCAUUGGUUUUGUUAUUUGAUUUUAUUAAUUUAUGAAUCAAUGUGAUUAUAGCAUUUAAAAAUGAUUGCUAUCUAUUUUUUAUUGUUUUAGUUUUUAGAAUUAUUGACAUUGAUGCCAAAGGUUUUUUUGAGUUAAAGUUAUUAAAUGAUAUAUAAUAAUUGUUCUUCUACAGAAAAAAAAUGUAUUUAUUUUUAUAACUGAUUAUCUGUAAUUUAUUUAUAUAAUAAAAUAAGUAUGUUUUUUUUUUAAAUCAUUAUAAAUAUGGAUAAUGCAUCAUAAAAUAUAUUGUGCAAAAUUAUGUACGCCAUGGUCGAAUGAGUACCCAAGUAUAUUUAUAAAGGUUACUUAUGUUUGAAAGUAAAAAAACAAAUAUAUAUUAAAAAGAUGUUAGUUUACAGCAAAAAAUAGUAAAAUGAUAAAACUUAAAUUAAUCAUUAAAUUAUAGCCUAUUUAAAAAUUACAUUGUUUAUUGUAAAAAAAAGUUCAAUUCUUCAAAUGAUAUGUAAAAAAAUAUCUUGAAUAAUAUGCGAUUUUUUAGAACCAUCUAGUUUUAAUUUUAUAAAUGUUUCUACUUAACUACUUUUUAAGUACUUAAAAUUUAUAAAAAUAAUUAUUAAUUUGUUAAUUUUAUUUCUUCAUCAUUAUAUUGAGAGGUUUUGUUUUUUAGUGAUCUAUUAUUAUAUCAGGCUAAUUUUUAUUGGUCAUUCAAAAUAUUUACAAUAGAAAUAUAAGAGUUUGACAAAUUACAAAAUUAUCCAGAAAUUUAAGAUAGUAGAUAGUUUUUAUUUUUAAUAUUUUUCAGAAACAAUUAUUGUUAUAAUAAAAAAAAUUAUUAUAUUCCAUAAUAUUUCUUGUAAUUUUUGGAUGUAUUUUUUUAUUAAUAAAUUAAUUAUAAAUGAUGUUGUUUUGAUUAUUAUAAAUGGUUAGGAUUCCUUUUAUUACCAUAAUUAUGAUUAUGAAAAAUAGUAAUGCUACUCACAUGCAUGAAGUUUUGAACCUUGAAAAGAUGACAUGCAAACCAAGAAAAGUUAAAUGAAAAAUAUUACUUGUUCAAUUAUAAAUAUAUUUAAUAAUAUUCUCAUAUUUAAUUGUAUUUAUCAAAUUAAAAAAUUAACAGAACUUUUUUAAGGUUUUGAAGGAAAAUCUAAUCUAAUCAAAACCUAAACAGUAUACAUGUUAGGCUUUGGAACCACUAACAAACCAACCGUAGCUUAUAUUUAAUUACUUUUUCAAUUCAAUUGAUUGUUUCAUUAGUUCAAUGUUUAGUUUGGUACUUAUCCAGUAGCAGGUAGCGUCAAAACCUCCCUUCUUAUCUAAUCUCAUUUCAGAUGACCUCCCUUAUCUCAUCUAACCUAAGUUAUUCUGUUGUUUAGUUUUUGUUUCUUGUGCCAGAUGUGAGUUUAUUUAAUUAUGGAUCUUGUCGCAUUGUGGGAAUUGCCAUCUUCAGAAGAAGAGGCUAUCAAAUAUUUUCAAGACGCCGGUAUAUUUGAUAAGGUGAAAUAUUGUAAUGAGGGUCAUAAAAUGAAGUUCGGCGGAAAGAUUAAGUGGAGAUGCUUUCGUAGGUGUAACCAAACCGUUUCUAUAAGGAAAGGAACAUGGUUAGAGGGGUCGAGGAUUUCUUUUUUAAUGGCUUUAAAAUUCAUUUAUGGGCGGUCCCAUAAUUUACCAAAAAUACAGUGGGGAAAAGGGCAGCUCAAACUAUCCAUCGGAACUUGCAAUGUUUUCGUAUGUUCGUAUUUCAUUAUGUUUGUUUUAUAUGUACAUGUUUAAGUAGUUUUUUAUUAUUUCAUCUUUUUUUGUCUAUUUUUAUUAUUUCAUUUAUUUUUAUAUAUAUGUUGCAAUGUUUUCUAAUUAUAUAUUUAUUAUGUUUUGGUCUAUUUUAAUAUAUACGUUGUAAAAUAAAAGCAUUUUGUUAUUAUUACAUUUGUUUCUGUUUUUGUUCACAAUUUCAAUAAUAUCAAACAAUACAAUAAAUAUGAACACGAACAUAUAAUAAUAUGAAUAUAAUACUAUAAAUAUUAAUAGGAAGAGCUUAUCAGUGUUAAGGUUAUAAACAUUGGCAGAUAGCAGUCCGAUGCUACCCGCUAUUAGAUAAGUACCUUUAGUUUUUAUCUUUUCAAUGUUAUAUUAAUUUACAAAAUCAUGGCAAGUAUGCACUCAUUUUAUUAUAUUCUAAUUAAUCAAUUUCUCCAUCUGAGACUUAGCUCAAAUUUUGUUCAUGGCUUUCAGGAAUGAUAGAUAUUCAAUAAAUAAUUAGGCAAUAAAAUAUAUGAUUUGUUAUUUAAACUAAGUUUAUAAAUAAAAUUCUGUUGAAAUUUAUUCCAAUGUGUGAAUUUUAUUUAUUUACUUUUAAAAUUUUAUUAAAAUGGUAUAUCAAAGAAUGCCACAGGAGUGAGCAAUCGUCAAAAUUAAUCUCCAUCAACAGAUAAAAAGACGACAAACAUGACUCUUAAGAGGAGAAUGUUACAAGACAUAGAAGGCAUGGCCGCUGGCUGCUUUUAUCUGGAGCUUAUAGGCAUAGCAACACAGUAUAUGUUGUAAAAAAAAAAAUUGUUAAUAAAAAAACUUUUCAAAUUAUGGUUUUUAUGCUGUAUUUUCUAGUUUCUUUUAUUUUUGGCAGUGGGUUGAGACCUCAUUCUUAGGAGUUAGGUAAAAAAAUUUAAAUCAUCUUCUAAUGUUGGCUGAAUACAAUUUUGUUGGUGUUAUUUUAAUUUUCUUACCAAUUUUUGUCUUACACAUGUUGUUCCAGAGAAUUGAUUUUUAGAAUGGUAUUAUACAUAGUUCCUUUCAGUUAUUGGGUCAACUCAAAUUAGCUUACCAAAAUCUACUCUCUAUUCUAUUAUGUAGGUAAAGAAUAAGUUUCUUCAUUAAAAAAUUGCAUCAUGUUUUUAUUGUAAAUUUUCCUUUUGGUUUUAUUAAAUGAAUUGUAUUCUAUGUGAUUCUUACAGUUUUCAUUUGCGAACCUUAACAACCUAAAAACUAUAUUAUUUAGAAAAACUUUACAAUUAAAAAAAUAAAAAUCUUUACAAUGUACAUAUGUAUGUACUUGUAUAUUAUUAUACUGUAUUAUAUAUAUUCCAAUAAACUGGAAUUUUUCAAAAAACUACCUACAUUACAUAAAAAAGUUUACAUAAAUUUACAUAAAUUACAUAAAAAGUUACAAAUUACAUAAAAAAGUUACAUAAAUUACAUAAAAAGUUACAAAUUACAUAAAAAAGUUACAUAAAUUACAUAAAAAAGUUAUAGUAGACAAGCUUUAUAUAUGGAGGCAUUACCAUGGUACUAAUUUACUUAGUUAAGAUAAUACUGAUGGUCAUAUUAUACUUUUAAAGAGGAUGCUUGACAUUUGAUCAAAUGCUUGAGGAAGUAAUUCAAGGGAGAGGAGGUAACAUUCACUAUUAAAAGUUUACCUCUUUAACUCACCAAUUUGUUUUGAGUAAUAAUUAAUUUCUGCAUCAAUAUGGUCAGAGAAAGUUAUUUAAUUUAGAUUUAAACUGGCACAAAAACUAAUUGCUAAUAUAGGUACAUUAUAUUUUGCAUUAAUGAUUCUUAUUUCUAGGAAAUUUGUUUUUAACCUGGAAAAACUUGGACAUUAUUUAAAAAAAUAAACCAGUUAUUCUGAUAUUAAUUUGAUUGACUUUGAUUAAUUCUAUACAUUUAUUUUCCUUAAACAGCUAGUAGUUAAUUUUUCUUUUAACAUUAUUUAGUCAUAACAAAUAAUAAUCUCAAAGUACAUUUUAAUUAAAAAACAACCACAAUCAUAAUUUUAAAACUGACAAAUAAGUUGAGAAUUUAUUGUUCCACUGGAACAAUUUAAAGUGAAUAACCAAACUUUUCUAACCAAACUAAUCCUUCUUUAGAGGAGUACAAUGGUUUGUAUUCCAAACCUAUCCAUCCUGCAUAGCCUUCUUGUUCUAUUACAUCUAAAAUAUAACUGUAAUCAAUUUCUCCUGGUGUUCCUGGCUCAUUCCUACCCGGAACCUGCGCUAUUUGAAUGUGGCCAACAUAUGGCAAUAGGCUUUUAAUAUUUUGAGUUAAGUUUCCUUCAAUGUGUUGAAGAUGGAAUAUAUCAAGCAGGAGUUUUAGAUUAGGGCUGUUAAUUUGCUUGAUUACAUCUAAUGCAUAUUCAUAAUUGUCAAGGAAAUAAUUAGGUACAGUUAUAGGAUUUAUAGGCUCUAUUACACCAAUUAUACCCUCUUUUUCUAGUAUUGGAACAAUACUUAUUAAAUUCUUCUCAAAAAUUAAAUUAUGUAAAGGAGUUUUAUCGGGUACUAAACCCGACAUAAUAUGAAUCAAGCUACACUUCAAUCCUUUUGCAUAUAGAAUGGAACGGUUGAAUGAUUCAACAAAUCUCUCAGUCUUAUCAGGCAAUGCAGCAAAGCCUAGUUCACCUUCCGACACAUUUCCAAUAGGAACAUUGAUCAAAACUUGUUGAAGUUCAGUAUGUUCCUUAAUUUCAACUAUCUCCUGCAAAGGGAAAUCAUAGGGGGAAGCACAUUCAAUUCCUGAAAAACCUGCUUCUUUAGCCAAUUGGUACCUUUCAAGCAAUGAAGCUGUUUCAUCAAACAUAAAUGAUAAAUUGGCACAAAAUUUUAAAACCAUGUUCACAAAUUAGUAUAUCACCGGCCAGGUUAUAACAAACAAAUGCAUGAGAUAGAGAAAACUAAGGUAAAAAAAGAUAUCAUUUACAAAUCGAUAAGUUAUCAUCAAAUAAAUACUUCAAACAAAGAGCAUAUAAUCUUUAAGAAGAUACAAAACAAAGUUACAGAUCAAAACCUGGAAUAUACAUAUAUUAAUCCUUAAGUACAGGUUCAGGUUCAUAGAUUAAUCCUUAAGUAGAGGAUACGAGUAUCUUCGGACAUUAGUUCCUAUUAGUGGUGGGGUGUUUAAUAACAAUUUGUUAAAUUUAAAUAGUUUCUUUCAUUAAACAGAUACAUUAAACUGUUUCAUCCGAGAUUAAACAGACACAAGGUAAUCGAAGAAG
Messenger RNA from Nezara viridula (southern green stink bug), 7454 nucleotides. NCBI's taxonomy places the organism in Eukaryota, Metazoa, Arthropoda, Insecta, Hemiptera, Pentatomidae. The record is from the annotation of a GenBank genome assembly.